Molecule: messenger RNA, 6774 nt
Organism: Syngnathus acus (greater pipefish)
Lineage: Eukaryota; Metazoa; Chordata; Actinopteri; Syngnathiformes; Syngnathidae
Gene: rc3h2
Product: ring finger and CCCH-type domains 2
Exons: 20
Coding region: 1100-4435 (1111 amino acids)
Molecular function (GO): metal ion binding
Source: RefSeq, a predicted model, not a curated record
GUCACACCAAAGAAAUUUCUUGCUCAUGUUCUGAGAGUUCUUCAGUGGCCUUCAGGUGUGCUGCCAUGCGCCUUAUACUAAAUAGUGCUUGGCCAGCAUUUAGCCCUAAUUAGUGUCUUGCUGGAUCUAUUGUUGUCCUUCUGGAAGCUUCUAUUAUAUAUAUUUUUUUAUGCAAGUUGUCUCAUAAAGACCAAGCCAUUUUUUAAGAUUACACAACACCUGUUUGCUUCCAUUGCCGCAGAUGCGAGUUCAUUUAAAAUAUAAGCGGCUGUUUUUCUGCGUGGUGUAGCAGCAUCUGAGCUGAAACAGUUGUCCUGCCUCCCACCGAGAUACUGCCCCCGCACACUCUCACGACAGCCGUCAGGAAAACACACACACACACACACAGCUACACAAUCAAAACAUGACGCACUAUAUGUUAAUAUUUUGUAUCCUUUAACGAGAACCAGCACGUUUUCCAGUUAAACUUUAAUUUCCAGUCACCGUUUACAGUCAAAUAAUGGCCUGACUCUUCCUCAGAGUUACUGACUUUUAUGAUAAAUAGUUCUUCUUCUGGUUUUACUGGUCCGCAGUGGAUCUAUUUUGUUCUGCUUUAUCACCUUUUGUUCAUUGUUCCUUGCCUGUGUGUAUCACACACACACACACACACACAUGCAAGGACAUGUCACCAAAUAUGUCUUAUGAAGAGGGCUCUGUCAAAGUUGCGUUGUUUGUGCCGCAUAGUAUGAGGUACUGCGCUUACGUGGGCGUGUUCUGCUCGGAUGAGAUUUCAACAGACCGCCCGCGUCUUAUUUGACUUUUAUUUUCCAGCGCUCUAAUGGCCAUGACCAAAAGAAAUCUCAACCAACACUUUCUUGUGGAGUUUCAAGCGUACAAGCGAGUGUUUUUUUACAAUAUAUGGGCAAGUCUGACUUUAGAACUUGGCACCUUCAGUAUCAUGCACUGAUGUAUCCUGGAAAGGUUGCAGUGUAAUUAACUGCAAGAAGAGGCAGAGAAGGUCCCCAACUAGUCCAGAGCAAAAUGAAUAUACAUCUUCUUUCCCAGCACCAGCCUGUCGCAGUUCAUUGAGAUGUAUUCCCCCUGACCCGUUCGAGUCGGGAUGCCGGUGCAGGCGGCCCAGUGGACGGACUUCCUGUCCUGUCCCAUCUGCUACAACGAGUUCAACGGCAGCAGCCAGCAGCCCGUCAGUUUGGGUUGCUCGCACACGGUGUGCCGAACGUGCCUCCACAAGCUGCACCGCAAAGCCUGCCCCUUCGACCAGACGCCAAUCAGCACGGAUAUCGACCUGCUGCCCGUCAAUUGUGCUCUCCUGCAGCUGGUUGGCGCUCAGGUUCCAGACGUGAAGCCGGUCAGCCUGAGCAGUGACAAAGAUGUCGGACACUAUGAGGCCUGCAGGGUGUGUGUGGAAGAGCUGGCUCUCUACCUCAAACCAAUUAGCGGCACUAAAGGCGUGGCGCCGCCGAGUCCGAGCGCACUCAGCCGACCCAUGCAGAGGAAACUGGUGACGCUGGUCAAUUGCCAGCUGGUGGAGGAGGAAGGCCGAGUGCGGGCCGUGCGUGCGGGCCGUUCGCUGGGCGAGCGGACGGUCACUGAGCUCAUUUUGCAGCAUCAGAACCCGCAGCAACUGUCUGCUAACCUAUGGGCUGCGGUGAGAGCACGGGGAUGCCAAUUCCUUGGACCUGCCAUGCAGGAGGAUGCUUUGAAGCUUGUGCUUUUGGCUUUGGAGGACGGUUCGGCACUAUCCAGAAAGGUGCUGGUGUUGUUUGUUGUGCAAAAGUUGGAAGGGCGCUUCCCACAGGCUUCCAAAACCAGCAUAGGCCAUGUGGUGCAACUCCUCUACAGGGCCUCUUGCUUCAAGGUGACCAAGCGGGAUGAAGACUCCUCACUGAUGCAGCUGAAAGAGGAAUUCCGCACCUACGAGGCUCUCAGGAGAGAACACGAUUCUCAAAUCGUGCACAUCGCCAUGGAAGCUGGCCUCCGCAUCUCGCCCGAGCAGUGGUCUUCUCUGUUGUACGGGGAUCUGGUCCACAAGUCGCACAUGCAGUCCAUCAUUGACAAGUUGCAGUCUCCAGAGUCGUUUGCAAAAAGUGUCCAGGAGCUGACCAUCGUCCUGCAGAGGACAGGAGACCCGGCCAAUCUCACCAACCUCAGAGCUCACCUGGAGUUGCUGGCCAACAUAGACCACAAUACAGAUGAUGUAGCACCAUCGUGGGAGGAGCUGGAAAAUGUCAUGUUGGCUAUAAAGUUGGUGGUUCACGGCCUGGUAGAAUUCAUCCAAAAUUUCAGCAAGAAGAGCCACGACACCCCACAGGUACAUCAGGUGAACAGCAAGUAUAAGACUAGCAUGUGCAGAGAUCUUCGUCAUCAGGGAGGCUGUCCCAGAGGAACUAACUGCACCUUUGCGCACACGCAGGAUGAACUGGAGAAAUUUCGUUUGAGGAACAAAAAGAGCGGAAGUGUAAGUCGGGCAUUCCCUCCGUCGGGGGCUAAAACCUUCACGCUGGAGGGCACCGUCCACACUGAUGGGGCUGGAGAGGAGGACGCCCUGACAGAUGGAGAUGCUCACUCACAACUCAUCUCCAGAGGAGACAUGGAAGGCAUUAAGACAGCCGUGCCCAGCGAAUCCGUUGGGGCGAGUGGCUCAAAUGGGCUGAGUGGCACCAGUAUGACUUUACUGGGCUCAGCUGAACAGAAGUCCAUGUCUCCGCCUAUAACUCCCGUCAGCCACUCUUCAGCGUCAUCCCCUUUGGGACGGGUGGCCGAUGGUAGCGGGGGGCCAGCGCCCAAACAUGGUGGUCCCCUCAUGCUGCGAGUGCCUCACCCUUCUCAGGCCUCGGAGCUGUUCUACCAAGAGCAGCAAUCUCCGUACGAGACAGCCCGCUACCAGCCGAACGGUUCCUACUACCCAUCUCCUCUCCACCCUCCACACAAACCCUGCAUGGCUCGCUUCCUCAGAUCAUCCAACGUCCCAGAAUCCUCUCUGCCGCCGCCGUCCUCCUUUCACGGCGAGCCUCAAAUACCCCAUCAAGCGCCGUCUUCUCCUUCCGCCGGCUAUCCGCCGAGGGAGCGCAUGAGACCCGCCGUGUUCCACCACCACCACCCUGGCCAGCCUCAGUAUGGACCUCUCACUUCUGCCCAUGGAGUUUAUGCACCUCUCUAUGACAGCAGACGAGUGUGGAGGCCUCAGUUGUACCAUCGAGAGGACGCCAGGAGUAAUUCGUUGCCUCCAGAGGUGCUGCAUUCUUCUGUCUACCAGCCUCCACUCAGGGAGAGAUUCAACUCCCUAGACAGCAACUUCUGCUCUGGAUCUGAGCACCGUGCAGCGUUGCACAGGGAGUACGGUCGUGUUCCUCUGGUCUAUGACGACCCGUUCCGACGUAAGCAAGAGCAGUGGGCGCACCAUCACCACCACCAUUACCAUCAUCAUCACAGCACCAGCAGGCCCUCGCAGCCCUCAGCCAUCUUCAACAUUGAUUUGGGACCUGAGCACGUGGAGAGCAGUGGAGGUCGGUGCAUGGGUUGCCGCUUCAGAGGCGAAGAGAGCUUGGCGCACUACUCGCCGUGGUCCUGCGGCUCCACCGUCGGACCCUGUCUCAGCCCCUUUGAGCCCGAGGCGAUCACGCCAGCUGCAUCCCACUCAGCCUUGGAGCAGUCGGAGUCGGACGGCUGCGGCGGUGGAGUUGUUAGCGGCGGUGGCGUCGCAAAGCGCUGGCUGCACUCGUUAGAUUACUACAGGCGGGUGAAUGAAGAGGACCCCAUUAUUCCCUUCAGUGAGGGUCCCAUCAUAUCCAAGUGGGGGGCCAUAUCCAGGGCGGCACGCUCGGGCUACCACACCACCGAUCCCGUCCAAGCCACCGCUUGCCAGGGUGGCGCCAGCACCAUGCCCGUCAACUUUAAAGAUUAUAACUGCCACUUGGAUCGCAGUGAAUACAGGUGGAGCUCAAGAGGAUCGGAUUCUUCCAGCCACUCCAGUUUCCUCGAGAGUGAGCAGCUUUGUCGACAUUCGUCCAGCGAGAAAAUUGCAUGCGAACCGCAAAGCCACCAGACAGCCUUCAGCCAGGAUCGAGAGCAUAAGGAGAGUGAGCGAGAUAUUGAGCUUGAGCUCUGCGCUCUGGACAUGGAGGACACGGAACCGCAGGACAUCAAGUCUCAGGAUUCUUUGGAGCUGGCAUAUUCUGAGGAUGCUUCUCACCUCCUCCCACCGAAUUGCUCCUCUUCGCUUGAGGAACAACAUGCUGAGGAUCCUCCACCGGACAGGAUGGACACUUACCUGCUUAAAAAGAUGGCCUUCAGGAAGUCGCUGUCUCCCGUAGGCCUGGUGUCCGGAGGAUUGGCCGUCGGCAAACUGGUGCUGCGGACGGGAACGCCCCGACCCGGCGGUGGCGACUCCUGUCCCGAAACGCCCGGGGCGGAGAUGCUGCUCAGUGGAAGCUAAGGGACAUUUCAAAUCACAAGUAUAAUAUGAUGCAGUUUACACAUAAUGAAUUCUGUUGUCGUUUAAGGCAAGCAGGACUAAUUUCAAAAUGUUCUUUUUUUUGUGCUAUUUCAAAUAAUUGUGCAUACUUUUUGUAUUGCUCGUGCCUUGGAAAAAUAUUGUAUCCCCGAAAUUUUCACGUGUCUUUUUCUAUACACUGAGGCAUUUUCAUGUACACUAGAUUACGUAAUAUAUUUGUCCCACAAUGGGGAAAUUUGCAUAAUUUCAACAGCAAUUGUUGACACAGGAAAGGACAAAAAGAAAAUACAAAAUGGGAGGAAAAAAUGUACAAACUUUGCAAUAAAAGUAAAAUGUAAAACUAAUUAAACUACUCAGCCUUUUGCAGAUUCCUGAGCGACACAUGGAGAGCCAAUUUUGCACUGAGGAGCCAUCAUGGAAAAUGCUGACAAUGGUGGAAAAUUCACAAUCUGUAAAACUGUAAACGGCAUAAACAAAGCAGGAUGACUGUAUUCAAGAGAAAGUUUGAAACAGUCCACGCAACUGAGAAUAGUCAUACAUAAGGUCACGUAGAGGUCAAGAGAAAAAUUCUGCACACGCACAAACAAGCAAAAAUACACUGACUCAACAACAUUGAUCAAUUUAUUAUUGUUAGACAGGCACUUUUUGAAAAAUCCAUUAUGUCAUGCAUUUUUCUGCUUCUCAAUUGGAAUGCAGCAAAAGUCACAGAAAAGUUACAUUGUGGUCAUCUGCAAAAAUGUGAUGCAACGCCUUAUGUGGUUAGCUUUGGAAUUUUAUCCCCAGAAGCAGCAAGCUCCAAAACAAGAGUUACUGAUAACUUUUGUUUGUCAUAUGAUGGUGCUGUGAUCUCAGAGCCACCAAUGAAUUGCCGACAGGGGCAGUCAUGAGAUCCCGCUGACGUUUUAUGUAGUUAAUCGUUGCUGCAGGGGACACUCGUCGAAAACUAAAUUCAACAUUUUUCUUUCUCUUGGUUUUGUUUGCAAAUUUCGCUAACUUCUGUGAAGUUGUUUGUCCGAGUAUUUGGUUUCAACGUCUUAAAUAUGUGCCGAUCAUGCGUACAUGUGCAUAUAUCAUAUUUUGUUAUGAAAUAUGAGAAGAACUCGGGAAAUGAAUAUUUUGUACGUUUUUGCUUUGUCAGCCACUCUUUCGUACAUCUGUUUACAACACUUCAUCUAAAAGUGCCCGAUCACAAAUUCUUAAUCUUGCAUUGAGAUGGCACAAGGAAAUAAUUUAAUUUCAAAUAUUCUCUGCAAAUAUUAUGUUUUCUCAUAUAGUGGACUAGGGCAGUGAUGAUUUUCUCACAUUUAGCUCGCCUGAACAAACAUGGCAAUUCUGUGAGGCUUGUUGUCUAUCUGAGCAUAUGAGAUAUAUAUUCCCAUAACCCAGGCUAAAUAUUUUUUUGGGCCAUUUUUUUUUUGUGUAUCAGUACUGACCUUACAUGACUACCAAUUGUAAAUACAGAUUCAUUUCCUUUAAAUUGCAGUGUGUGCACUUUGCUUCAACAGCCAACAUUCUCUUUUUGUCAUGCAUGCAGCGUACAGUAUUGUGCCUCUUGUGAUGGCAGAGUAUCAAUGUAGUUGUGAUACAACACGCAUGCACACGCACCACCGACUGGAAGAGUUCUGCACAUGCCCACUGUGUGGCCACAUCAGGUGCAGAUGUUUUGAGCUGCAUGCUACUCAAUUUUUAGGAUUAUUAUUACUAUUGCUUGUUGUGAUUCUAUUCUUUGUUUUGAUUGUACUCUCUUAACUCAAUAUUAUAUGGAGGAAGCAAGUUUGUUUAAUGUGAAACAUAAACAGAUGAAAUGGUUUUCUAUGACUCAUGUCUGUAUUAGACGCUUUAUUCGCAAAUCUGUUUGAUUUUUGAAGAGAUGGUACACAUCCGUCAUUGUAUAGUCCACCGCCAUCGUUGGAUGGAUUUAUAGGCUUAUCUAUGUGACCCGAUCAGAUUUGGUUGAAUGUUAGUCGGUGGGACAGUUGUGUAAUGUUUCAGAAGGAAGAAAAUGAAAAUCCUUUCGAGACAGCAAAAUGUAACAUGUCCCCCCUCAAUGAAAUAAUACAGUUAUGUAUUCCAUUUAUUUCCUUGGAAAUGUCACUUUGCAAAAGGUUUCCCCUUUUAGCAUAUGCUAAUGCUUGGCUACGCUAAAGUUUGUGUUGAUGAAAACUUUUAACUGGGUCAUUUUUAUGGACUUUUGUGUGUGCGUGAGUUAUUUAUUUGGUCUCUUCUUGCAUAUCACAGUGAUGUAAAGCAACAAAAUGCUUCUGUGUUACACUGUGAGAUGAGACUGGCUGCAUGCAACAAUAAAGAAACAGAAAAUUUCA